Messenger RNA from Symsagittifera roscoffensis, 4230 nucleotides. Its product is annotated as protein PF3D7_1417600-like. Bases 1 to 4179 code for a protein of 1392 amino acids. The record is from RefSeq and is a predicted model, not a curated record. The transcript has 5 exons. NCBI's taxonomy places the organism in Eukaryota, Metazoa, Xenacoelomorpha, Acoela, Convolutidae.
AUGCUAGAUCUGGCGGAUAUAUUAGGCGGAGGACCUUUUGUCAACUCACAGAGCAAUGGAACAGGGACUAAAAAAGAACCUCAGCCCAACGUUCAAUCAAACCAGCGCCAGCAGUCAAUGGGUUCACAAAAUAUUCCGAACCGAAACCAGAGGCCAAAUGAGACCAAACAGCAUGCUGAGAUUCGAAAUAUGCCAAUAAACCUCAAUGAAAAUCAAAGAAUCGGGUCAAAGCCAAACACAAGCACUGCACGGCAAAAUCCUCAGCAAGAGAGAAAACGUUCACUUCCAAAUGGUUCAAAUAACGAAAAGAAUCCCGCAAAGCAACCUGAAAUACAGAGGUCAGCUCAAGGUCAAACAAGGAGCUCCAAAAACUCAAUAGUGCAAUCGAUUCCAAGCCACGCCGAAGUUCAGCCUAAUAAUUCAAACGUGCAAAAUGAAGAAUUGCAGACACCUCUUAUGGAAGAUAGUCCAAGUAUGGGAAGUACCCCUCGACACGAGGAGAUCAAAGACAUACCGAUGCGACCUCCUUCCGAAAGCAAACCUCCUGUUGCGCGACCUCAGAGUAAUCAUAGCAACGCUUCAACGAUACCACCAAUAAAUAUGCCGACAUCAGCGUCUCAAAGUGAAACCCCGGGAAGGCAAAGCCAGAUGGCACAGCCCAAUAGUUCCACAACGAAUGAAAAAACGAACUCGGAAGGUGCUCGGAGUCAAAUGGGACCUGAGAGUAGAAACGAGUUUAUAGAGUACCUCUCGCCGACUGAUGUUCCAGCGAUUGAAGAGUUCACACCGCCUGCGAGUCCAGGAGUCAACAGAGUCGUCAUAACCAAAACGACAACCAGGCGUCACAUUGAGAGAACAAUUAUUCACAAAAUGAAACAAAAAGACGAGUCUAAAAGUCCUAAUAAUGAGCAAGUUUCAGCAAAUAAUGAGGAUGAAGUUUGUCCGUGUUCGGAUGACAAGGAGUUCUAUAUAGGUGAGGAGGGAAAUGAAAAGGAAAUAGUUCCAAAUAACGCCUCGGAUUCGGCAAAUAAUGAGGAUGAAAUUUGUCCGUGUUCGGAUGACAAGGAGUUUCAUAUUGGGGAUCAGGGAAACGAAAACGAUAUAGUUCCAAAGCGACAAGAAACAAGCCAAGAAUUGGGCGAUACGCAAGAAAUGUAUAUACGACGAAGUCCCGAAAAAAGCAAAAACGUUAAUCAAGAGCCUGGGCCGGUUAAAAAUCCUCGCAAUGUUCCCGGGAAACCAGUGCCGGCAAAACAACCCGAAAUGGAACAAGAGCCAGAAUUGGGUUCACCUUCUCGUCCUAUGGAAGCAUAUUCAAAUCGAAUUCACGAAGAAACUCAGCCUAUGCGACAACCAAGUUCAUCAGGUUGGCAUUCGAUUCGAGGCACUCCUCUAACAAGGACGCCUUCUCGAGAUGCAAGUAGAAAUAGUAGUAACGGUAGUGGAAAUCGAAGUUCAAGAGCCUUUUACAAACACCCGCCCCCGAAUGGGAGAAACGUUGUCAAUGAGCCACACGUGCCAAGAAAUCAGCGAGAAACUGUGAAUAGUAUCUACCAGCAUCCAGAUAAUCCAGACAUGAUGCGCGUUGCUAGCCAGAAACAAGACAACGCUGAAGUAGUAAAUGGUUACAGCAAUCCUCAAAACAAUUAUGAAGAAGUUGUAAAUAGUGUUUAUGUACCACAAAAUAACAAUCAAGCUGUAAGUCCGGUGGUGAUGCAGAGGAAUUCGAGGAACUCGCGGCCUCACUCUUUAAGUCAGGAAGAAAGAACACCUUCAGCUAUGGCAGAAAUUAUGCAACCGGACAUUUACAACAACCAGAACAGAGGUUCAAGGCUAGAUCAGAGGCAAAGCUUGAUGAAAGAGUCAUUCCACGGGGGGCCGAACGAGUUUAGAUAUACCUCGCCCAGUCCUGCCGCUAGAGGUCAACGAAGUAGCUUGUCGUCUUACCGAGGUAGUUUUGGAAACCCGCACGACAACCGAAGUAACCUGUCGUCGCGAUCGUCUUCGGAUUACAGAUCAAGGCCUCAAUCCAGAGCCGACUCGGCUUUGCGACAAUCGGGUUCACGACUGAGGGGCGACAGUUUACCAGCAGUUGACUAUCAAAACAUCAGAGCUAGACCUGCCGAUGAAAAUCAUUUUAUAGCUGGAGAACCUCAACCGCAAAUUCCGAGCAGAAAUAACAGUAGCUCCUAUAGCUCAAAAAGUGUAAUAAAGUCGAAGGAUUUUGAGGUUGGGUCGGUCAGUGAAAAAAUUAUGAACUCGCAAGGAAGUCAGUCGGAGCCAGUUGAGCUUAAUAUUCCCGACGCAAUCCAGGAAGCAGAAACGCCGAGGGAAACUGUUCCAGAACCAGAAUCACGUGAUCAACUUGCUACCGGAGAACAAUCAGUUAUGGAGUCCGGGUUCGAGGUUAACGACCAAAAUAUCGACAAUAAUGGAAACUCCAUGGUCGACAAUGAGCAGUUCAAAACAGCACAGAUUUUAGAAGUGCAGCAAAAUACACCGCGUGGACAGGCAAAUGAGGAUGGUGAACAAUUUGAGCACGUUGAAGAAAUGCAGGAAAAUAACAAAGAAGUUGACGACUUAAAUGAAAAUGAAAUAGAAAUUGAGCGCGUCAAAAACAACAUCACUGAAAAAGAAUUUUUCGAAAAUGAUCUGGCUUUUGAAAUGUCAAAUACUGUCCAAUUUCAGCAACAACGCCUACAAAGGUUUCAAAAUCAACAAAAUUGGAACCAGAGACAAGAAAACUGUGAAAAUUGGCAGCAAAACAAUCUCGAAAAUGAAGUGUUUCCCUCACAAAACGAUACUCCUGGUUUCAGUCAUGCUGAAAAUGGAGAUAAUGAAAAUUUUGAGCACAUUGAGAGUGAUUUUCAAACUGGUCAUAAUGAUCUUAAAAAGCAACAAAUGCUGCAACGGGAAAAUAUUCAAUUUGCACACGCUGAAAGGGAUGGAAGGUUCCAUCAAAAACAGAACGCCGCAUUUCGUCGAGAGAAAAAUGGACAACUUGAGACUGACGUUCAAUUUAAAAAUGAGGAGGAAGGUUAUCUGGAAUAUGACUAUAAUUCACCAAAUGUGAACCAAAAUCACGAUUUCCAAGCUGAAAGAGUUCAAGGUCAUAAUAUCCAACAAGGUUCAAACUUCAAAGCGGAACAAAAGUUUCAACAAUCUGCGCUUCAGCAAAGUAGCCACAGGCAACAUGCACAAGGAUUCCAAAUGCAGGAGCAAAGUCAGCGACGUCAACAUCACCAGCAAACAUUUCAACAAGCUUCGUCAAAUCAGAGAUACCGAUUUGAACAAAAUCGUCGACAAGAUUCGGGACCCCAAGAUUUUGAUAGAGCUCCCCCAAAAAAGGAGAAAACGAUUCCUGAAGUCUCACCUGAAAUCAGCGAAGCUUUCAACCCGAUUGACGAGAAGCCAGACCAGGAACCAAUGUCGGCUGGAAGGAGGGAUCCAGGCAUCGAAGAUGAUUAUGAAGAGAAACCAGAAAUCAUAGACAGAGAUGGACACCCAGCAGACCAAGAAGAAAGGGUUCCUCCGGAACAACAACAAGAAGAAGCUAUUUCGGAGCCAGAUGAAGGAGAGAUUGCAGUUCCUAGUGAGGAAGAGCGAAAAAAUCAAUCCAGUGGGCUUGAACUGGCGAAUAUCAAGGACACCAAAUAUGUCAUCACGAGAUCAGAGGAAUGGACGAUCAAGGUGAACAGUGAUGGUAAGCCGGAGCUGACGUCAUCACAGGGGUCAGUGGAGUCAUUUGAGAGGAAGAAAGCCAAAGUAGACCAACUGUUUGAGGCUGUGAAGCACAGUGUAGAGAAUGCGGGGCAGAGAGCUUUCAAAUACACACAACAGAAGGAGGAGAGGAUCAAUGAAGUGUCAAUGGUGAGGACACACCAUGGCGAGGCUGCCAUCCAACUGACUCAGCCACAGGGACAGAAUAAGGAAGAGGAACCAGAAUCAACUCAGAACCAGAUAAACGUGCAGGACCAGGAUGUCUCCCCUGUUCCUUCGGAGGCGGCAGAAGGCACGAAUGAGGAGUGUUGGGAGAGUGAGAACUCGAACAUGGCAUACAUGCACCCCCUUAACCAAGACAUGGAAGUGUCCACCAGCCAACAGUCGGGGGUCUCCGCGGAACAGUUUGAAAGAGCCAGUCUCAGAAGCUCCAAAGGCAGCAUUAGGAAGAUGCAAUAGUUUGAAGUAGUUCAUCGCAACGAAAGAUGAUACGCAUCAGAUCUUAAGAGU